This is a messenger RNA of Haplochromis burtoni (Burton's mouthbrooder), 6501 nucleotides long. It is a transcript of the gene arhgap29a, whose product is annotated as Rho GTPase activating protein 29a. The transcript has 21 exons. The record is from RefSeq and is a predicted model, not a curated record. Gene Ontology annotation, molecular function: GTPase activator activity. The coding region runs from base 2022 to 5507 and encodes 1161 amino acids. Gene Ontology annotation, biological process: activation of GTPase activity; signal transduction. Lineage: Eukaryota; Metazoa; Chordata; Actinopteri; Cichliformes; Cichlidae. Gene Ontology annotation, cellular component: cytoplasm.
AAAGAUGACCAGCUCCCCCUAAAUGCUCACCCUCAUAACUUUCGGCUUUCCUGUAAAACAUGCCAGAUACUCCUCCACUCUUCCUUUAGUCUGUUUUCUGUCUCUGCUUAUCUAAUCCUCCCUUCUCCCUUGAUAGUCUUCUCUGCUGGGCAUUCACUAUUACCACGUCCUGUCUCUCAUACAGUCCUCCCUGGUUUAAAGAACUUCCCAGAGACUGUUUCUCUGGAGUUGUCUUUUAGCUUCAAGGUGACACAGUUCUUCAGAAGUCACUCAAGCGCUUUGAGUGCAGCAACGUGUGUUUCAAACCCCAUAUAGAGACUAAGAAAAUAAUAUUUGGGAGUCGGGUACCUGAUACUUGAAGAUCCAGGGAGAAGCGGGUGUCCUUUGUGCUUUGUCUGCCAGUCCAGUGGGAACUGCACAGAGGAAUCCUUUUCAGUCGCUCAUUCUUUAAGAUUAUGAUCUGGCAUGCAGGUCAGUUCUUAACUUGGCGGCCACACAAGAAUCCCUAGAGUAUACCUCGUCUCAAUUUGCAUUGCAAAGAGGGGCAGAGAGGGGCUGCAUAAAAAGCUUUUACUUCUAAGGAAUGGUGACAUGAUGGAGAGGCCUGAGGAGGCUCUGCAUGUGCAUGUGAAUGUGAAUGGGCUUCACCUUUAGCUGAAAUACUUGGAAUGAGUCCAUACACAUUUGGGCGUGUGCAUAUAUGUGCCACAAAAAAUAAGCUCUUGCAAGUCCUGUCUUUCAUGCAGUAACUUGAGUGUUUAUGUGGCACUGGAACAUGUCUUUGCACAAGCGAGACAAAAAAGCACAACUUUGUCAAUGAGGAAGGCUUGGAUUUGAGAGCUUAAUAGUCAUUCUGUAAAAACAUUGUUAUUAAUGCUCGUGAUUAUAUUGCAUUAAUCAUUAGGAGGAUUCAUAAGUAUAUAGAUUGAAAGUCUUCAGCUGUUAGACAAACUUUUUUUUAAAUAGUUCUGAGUAAUGGUGGUAUUAUUUUUAUUUCAGAGGAAGUUCCUAUAGUGAAUAGUAGAUAUUAUAACACAGUAAUUACUUGUUCUUUCCAUAACUAUAUGAAGUGCUGUAACAUCUUUCUACCACUAGGUGGCCAGACCUGUCCACUUCUUGAUACCCCACCCCCCCAAAAAAGAGAGAUGUAGACGGUGCCAGUGUGUUAUCAGCUUUGCGCCAUUGUUUUUGAGCCACCAAGCCUGAUAUUUUACACAAUAACGUACAUAUGAGGCAAAACUAGCAAUUUGUUUUGGAUUUCUACUUGAAGUGCACCCUGACCCUACGUCAAAGAGUUGUUUUGGUGGAAAAUUGAACCUCCCACCCUGUGAUACUCUGUUUCCUUGGCAUACCUCAGUACGUCUUCAAUUACUCUCUGUUGGAGCUUCCGAUCCCUUAAUUGCAGCACAGGACUCUGCUACUGAUGAGUGUUUCGAGAGUGUUGUGCUUUUCGAGUGAAACAAUACCAUUUUUCUCUGAUGAUGUAACUUCCACAUUUGGACCACUGGUUGGGGCCUGAGCGAGUACUGGCAUUGUAUUCCAGCAAGCCUCAGGAUGUCCUGUUGGGGGGUAGGGGCUGUGCGGGAGAGGAGAUGCGAAAGCAGAGCUGUGUGAUUUGAAUGGUGGUAACUGCUGGGGGUGGCUUGGAGACACCCCGUUAAAAUCAGUUUUUAAAUUUAAUUUGAAGACUUUUUCUUUCCCCCCAUUGGAUUUAUUUUAUUUAUUUUCAGUGGUCAGUCUUUCCUUGUGUUGGUCAAAGGAAUCCUUUUCUUGGACCAGCUAAAGAUUUGCAAGUAUUUUGGUGUCAUGUUUAAGGCUUCUCCAAGGAGUAUUAAGUAGGUGUUGAUUUCCAUGAUCAACAGGGCUUAUAUCUGUUUAGGACAAAGCGGGACAGAAACCUGUUUUGAGGAGUGAACUUUAAGGAGGUGAACGAAGACAACAAACAUAAGCAUUUCGGAGAGAUCUACGCCGCAAUCGACACAUUGGCAUUCACCUUUGGCAAUGUAGUGUCUGACUUCCUUAUGGGAGAUGUAGAGAAUGGAUCAGUGUUGGGGCUCCCCCUGACUAAGAGAAGCAGGUCUUUUGAGAACCUCUCUGUGGAAUCUGGAGGAUCCGGUCUUGAGAAAGAUGAUCCGCCAGAGUCUUCUCCACCGGUUCGGGCCGAAGAGGUGGACAGGACACUGCAGAGGCAGGACAGCGGAGUGGAGUCAGCACUGGCCUACGCCAAGGCCUGGUCCAAGUAUACCAAAGAGCUGCUGGCAUGGGUGGAGAAGCGUCUCAAUAUGGAUAUUGAGUGUGCAAAAAGUUACGCCAAGAUGGCUGAGACUGCUAAGACGCUUGCUAGUCAACAGGAAUUCAUGCCUUUCCGUGAGAUCUACAUGACAGCUUUCAAAAAUGACAUCGAGUAUAGCCAGCUGAUUCUUCAAACUGCAGCAAUACUCCAAAGCAACAAAUUCAUGCAGCCUCUCCUGGCCAGAAAAAAUGAGCUGGACAAACUGCGAAAAGAGGUCAAGGAGCAGUGGCAGAGAGAGCAAAAGAAAAUGCACGAAGCAGACACGGCUCUGAGGAAGGCCCGGCUCCUGCAGACCCAGCGACAGGAUGAAUACGAGAAGGCCAAGGUGUCGACUAGUCGGCUGGAGGAGGAGCAGACUGGAGGGGGAGGGGGAGCGGCAGCGGCAAAGCAGCUAGAAAAAAGGCGUAGACUGGAGGAGGAGGCGCUGCAGAAGGCCGAGGAGGCCAAAGAUCACUGCAAAGCUUGUCAGGUUGAUGUCGGGGUGAAGAGAGUCGAGCUGGUCAACACCAAGAAUGAGAUUAUCACUCAGAUCCGAGAGAUGGUCUCCCAGUGUGACCUCACCCUCAAGGCCGUGACCGUCAACUGGUUCCAGCUUCAGCAGGCCCAGGUUGUGUCUCUACCUGUCAACCACCAGACUCUGUGUGAAAAUGCCAAGCUGUACGAGCCUGGCCAGCGUUACAUCGACUUUGUCAGGAGUUUACCUACGGAUGCGCCUCGACUUGAGUGUCACUCGUUGGAUUCACCGGUCACACAAAACACAGGGAUGCCUUUCAAUAAGCGCUCACUAAGUGGCAGCCACUCCUCCCACAGUAACCUGUCACAGGCAUCUGUGACCUCUGACCUCCUUGUUGGAGAUGAUGUGGACAGCCCCAUCAGUGCCCAACACCCCAAGAUUGCUGAAAGACGCUCCAACGGUAGCGGUGACAUCCAAGCACUUAAAAUUCAGGCGCCAUUUCGUCCCUGGACCUCGGCCAAUCAGGGUGGAGGGAUGUGCAGUGAUUCGGAAAGUGCUGGAGGGAGCAGUGAGUCCCGGUCCAUGGACUCGCCGACUGCAAGCCCAGGAGACUUCAAGAGGAGAUUACCCAGAACCCCCUCCACUGGUACCAUGUCGUCUGCUGAUGACUUGGAUGAGAGAGAGCCUCCCUCGCCGUCUGAUAAUGGUUUAAAUGAAAUGGUAAUCGAAACGGCGAGCUCUCCAGGACCCUUUAGAAACACUCAGAUGUCUAAGGCGGCCCAAACCCACAAGCUUAGAAAGCUUCGAGCACCUUCCAAGUGUCGUGAGUGUGACAGCCUGGUGGUGUUUCAUGGAGCGGAGUGUGAGGAGUGCUCCUUGGCGUGCCAUAAAAAGUGUCUGGAAACCCUGGCUAUCCAGUGUGGCCACAAGAAGCUCCAGGGAAGGCUUCACCUAUUUGGCAUUGACUUCACACAGUCGGCUAAGAACAGCCAGGAUGGCAUCCCAUUCAUCAUACGGAAGUGCACGUCGGAAAUUGAGAAUAGAGCCCUCAGCAUCAAGGGGAUCUACCGUGUGAAUGGUGCAAAGUCUCGAGUAGAGAAGCUGUGCCAGGCCUUUGAGAACGGCAAGGAUCUGGUGGAGCUUUCCGAUCUUUCUCCCCACGACAUUAGCAAUGUACUCAAACUGUACCUGAGACAGCUUCCAGAGCCACUCAUCCUCUUCCGCUAUUAUAACGACUUUAUUGGUUUGGCCAAGGAGAGCCAGAGUAUCAUUGUGGAGGAACUGGAAGCACAGAGAGUUAAUCCCACCACUGCGACCCCUGCGCAGGUUAGCGUCGAGCUCAAUCGAGUCCUGUUCAAGAUCAAGGAUCUGCUAAGACAGCUGCCACCAGCUAAUUACAAGACGCUGCAGUUCCUCAUAGAGCAUCUUCACCGGGUGACGGAGCAAUCAGAGGAGAACAAGAUGACCGCCAGCAAUCUGGGUAUCAUCUUUGGCCCGACGCUGAUCAAGCCAAGGCAGGCCGAUGCUGAAGUUUCCCUUUCUUCUCUGGUGGAUUACCCUUAUCAGGCGCUCAUUGUGGAGCUCCUGAUCAGACAUUACCAGAUGGUCUUUGACACGCCUCUGAGUCCUGUAAGUGGCACCUCGCCCACAGAGGUUGAUGCCCAGACCCGCGCUAACACUCGCCUUAUGCAACAGGACAAAGAGCAGCAGCUGAUCAGGCACUCCAAGUCACUUGGAGACAUUAAAGAGUCGAGCUUAAAGGUGUUUAAAAGGCAUUCGUCUAUAAUUCCUUCUUCACACUUAUUGACUGAGGUUCAGGAGAGGAUGCCAAGCCUUGAUGGAAGCGAUUUUGAACCAGCUGAUGAAACUGAUUCAGAGACCCUCAGUUUGUCGUCAAGUGUCCCUGAAGUCGCAAAAUCUGGGGAGAGAGGCCUGUGUCGUUCUCAUCACAUCACAGUCACCAGGGUUCAGCUUCGACACCCUCGCAACAAGCUACCGUCACGGCCGUUUAGCAUGCCGGCCGAACGGAUACUUAACCGAAGCCAAAUAGACGAGAAUAACUCCCGGAACGCCACUGACCAAGAUGACAGGAAGGGAAGCGGUUGCGACCAGUCCAUCGAAGAAGUGGACGAGACUGAGAAUACAAAAACAAGAGCGGCCACACAUUUCCGGAGUACCUUUAUCGACACCCAGACAUUACGCAGAACUUGGGAUAAACAAUACAAACAUGAAGUUGCCUCAAGAACUGUCAAAAUUGAGGCCAGCUCAUCCACAGAGAGUGCAGCAGUGGAAGGCUUGUCAAACUCUGUGCCAUCAACCCUCUCCCUUGGAACUACUUACACAGUCGCAGUGCGACCCAACAGGACUAUAAAAAGGGAAGAUAAUGUCACAAAGUAUAGCCCCAUUGCAACAACUUUCAGAGCCCCCAGAACUCUUCAGCCCCCCCCAGGAACCUUCUACAAGCCCCCAUCGGGAAGCAAAGCUAAAGUCCUGCAGAAUUGUGCACAAGCUAACAGUGCUGAGGAAGAAGAUGAAGAGGAGGAUGAGGAGGAGGAUGAGGAGGGGGAAAUAGGCAUUGAGAUAGAGGUGUCUGUAGAUGAGCCCCUUGAGGAGGACGUUGAGAUUGAACAGACAGCCAUAUCUCAGUCUCCCAGCUGUAGCCCUGAGGAAAUGGACCAAAACCAGGCAAAACCAGUGUACCAGAGACUAAGGCCCAGGCGUCUUCCAGAGGUGGAACACAGAGAGGCACAUUUUGUUUAAGCCACUUAAAGACAUUGUUGUUAGAGCUCCGAGAAUCACAAUGUGUGUCACGUUAGGAGGAACACGCAGAAACAUCUGCAUUGACUCUGUAGAGAAAAUGAGCAGAUGUAUGACUGGCACUGUGUAGAUCUAUUGUAAGUAUUAUGAUAUCUUUGAUCCUCAAAAGAAAAAAAAUGCACUUAUAAUGCUGUAAAUUUUGAUUCACAAAUCAUACAUUUACCAAUCACUUGCUCAGUAUACUCUGGCACACAGCCAGGAUAUUUAUAAUUUUUGGAUCUGUGCAAUUUGUUUUUGUUUGAAUAUUUUGUGUAAAAUUCCUACAGGUUCACGUAUGUAUGUUUCUAUACCAAAAAAAGCCCUCGAGGCGUAACAACACUGCAUAACGUUAUGGAGAUGUGUGGUGCACUUACCUGAUAACGCUCUUUCACCAUCAGCCUUCUGCCUGCACCGUUGAAGAGUGUUUUAAGCUGUUACAAGUAGUCUGUAAUUAAAAACAUUGCUAAUAUUUUUUUUGCAAUUUAACAACAUCUGUUACGUGAUGUACUCUGAUGUCUGUGUUUGCGUUUGGUCAUGUAAGGAAGCAUCACUUACAAAGGGUAUAAAUCCACUCGUUUUUGUACUGCGUGGUGUUAAAUGUGUCUGAAAAGCUUUUAGAAAUGCUACAGGAUUCUGACAUGGCAUUAUUCUUCCUAAUUUUAAUAUAUGUACAUUUUUUAAUAGCCAAAGCUUUUUUUUCAUUGUUUUUUUUUUUGUUGGUUUUGUUGUUGGUUGUUUUGUUUGUUUUUUUACAAUUUGAGUAGUUUUAUCAAUAACCUGAAUCUUAUGCUUUCUUUGUAAGUAAUGGGAAGUGCAUCAUUUAUUUAAAUGGUAUCUGUUUUUCAUGGUAAUGUACAAGCCUGGCACAGUGUUGAAAGUUCAGUGUAAGAAAACAGGUACAUAAAACAAACACCCUUUUGUAACUUAUUAAAAUAUAUCUGACAACUUACAACAGUGA